Messenger RNA from Neogale vison (American mink), 4264 nucleotides. RefSeq names its product DExH-box helicase 57 (gene DHX57). The transcript is spliced from 24 exons. Gene Ontology annotation, molecular function: ATP binding; protein binding; RNA binding. The record is from RefSeq and is a predicted model, not a curated record. Gene Ontology annotation, cellular component: intracellular anatomical structure. Bases 88 to 4248 code for a protein of 1386 amino acids. Lineage: Eukaryota; Metazoa; Chordata; Mammalia; Carnivora; Mustelidae.
UCCUUUGUGCCUCCUGACUGACACCGGUGCUUCUUCCUGUGGACCUGGCCUGCCGUGGCACGGCGCACCCCUCUCCUUUCUGGCCAAAUGGCGAAAAUGAGUUCUUCAGUAAGAAGAAAAGGCAAGCCAGGCAAAGGAGGUGGAAAAGGGUCGUCUAGAGGAGCCAGAGGAGGCAGGAGUCACACCAAUAAAUCGCACGGGGGCGGCGGCGGCGGUGGUGGUGGCAGUGCUGGCAAUCGGAAGGCCUCGAGUAGAAUUUGGGAUGAUGGCGAUGACUUUUGUAUCUUCGGUGAAUCAAGGCGCUCAUCCAGACCUAGCAACAGUAGCAUAAGAAAAGGAGAGGCACGCCCCAGAUGGAAGCCCGAAGUCAAAGUACCCCUUCAGACCCUGCACAUGACUUCUGAGAACCAGGAGAAAGUGAAAGCUCUUCUCCGGGACCUGCAGGAGCAAGACGCAGACGCUGGAUCUGAAAGAGGCAUUUCCGGGGAGGAGGAAGAUGAUGAGCCUGAGUGUGAUGAUGAACAGUACUGGUCUGCUGGACGAGAAGCUUCCCUUGUUCCUGACUGUGACCCUUUGGAAUAUGCUGGCUCAGGCCCAGUGGAGCCUCAGAGUCCAGAGUUUACCGUCUCGACAUUUGCAGUGCAGAAGCUUUCCAGGUAUGGCUUCGACACCGAGCGCUGUCAGGCAGCCCUGAGGCUCUGUGAUGGAGAUGUCGGGGCAUCACUAGAACAUCUGCUCACACAGUGUUUUUCAGAGACAUUUGGGGAGAAGAUGAAGAGCUCGGAGGCAGUUGUCCAUGUCAGCUUGGAUGAAUGUGUGGAACAGCGGCAGGAAGAGGCAUUUGCUCUCAAGUCCAUCUGUGGAGAGAAAUUUAUAGAAAGAAUUCAGAACCGAGUCUGGACCAUUGGAUUAGAACUGGAGUACUUGACAAGUAAAUUCUGCAAAUCCAAGCAAAGGGAAAGUACCAAAAAUACACAGGACGCUACACUUGAAGUCUGUAAAUUUUACCUCAAAGGAAAUUGUAAAUUUGGAUCAAGAUGCAAAUUCAAACAUGAAGUGCCCCCAAAUCAGAUUGUUGGAAGAGCGGAAAGAAUUGUAGAUGAUUCUCAUCUUAAUGCCCACGAAGAUGCCUCUUUUUUAUAUGAACUCGAAAUUCGAUUUUCUAAAGACCACAAAUACCCUUACCAAGCUCCUCUUGUGGCAUUUUAUUCCACCAAUGAGAAUCUACCUCUGGCUUGUCGUUUACAUAUUUCUGAAUUCCUUUAUGGCAAGGCCUUGACAUUUGCAGAAACUUCAGAACCUGUUGUGUAUUCUUUGAUAACCCUUUUAGAGGAAGAAUCAGAAAUAGUCAAUUUACUGACAAAUACCCAUCACAAGUACAGUGUCCCUCCUGUGAACUUUCUGCCAGUAUCCUCUGGGACCAGAAUAAAUAAUCCUGUCUGUCGUAAACCAAUGAUUCCAAAUAAUUCUUUUGCUUCAAAUCAAAUUCCUGAAGUUGAAAAAGAAUCAGAACCUGAGGAGGAGACAGAUGAGGAUGAAGGUCCUGCACCAGUUAUAGUGGAGAAUGAAAGCUAUGUGAACCUUAAGAAAAAGAUUUCCAAAAGAUAUGACUGGCAGGCAAAAUCAGUACAUGCUGAAAAUGCUAAAAUCUGCAAGCAGUUCCGAAUAAAACAGGCUUCCAGACAGUUCCAGUCAAUUCUGCAAGAAAGACAAUCACUCCCUGCUUGGGAAGAAAGAGAAACCAUUCUUAAAUUGUUGAGCGAGCACCAAGUGCUUGUUAUAAGUGGUAUGACAGGAUGUGGGAAAACUACACAGAUUCCUCAGUUUAUUCUGGAUGAUUCUCUGAAUGGACCACCUGAGAAAGUGGCUAACAUCAUCUGUACCCAACCCCGACGAAUUUCAGCAAUAUCUGUUGCUGAACGUGUUGCUAAAGAAAGGACAGAAAGAGUGGGUCUGACUGUGGGGUACCAGAUCCGGCUAGAAAGUGUCAAGUCCUCAGCCACCAGGCUGUUAUACUGCACCACGGGCGUGCUGCUGAGAAGGCUGGAAGGAGACACAGCUCUCCAAGGAGUCACCCAUAUCAUCGUUGAUGAAGUUCAUGAGAGGACAGAAGAAAGUGACUUCUUGCUGCUAGUCUUGAAGGACAUUGUGUUGCAGAGACCAACUCUUCAAGUUAUUCUAAUGAGUGCAACUUUAAAUGCUGAGCUCUUUUCAGAAUAUUUCAAUUCCUGCCCAGUUAUUACUAUACCAGGUCGUACAUUUCCUGUUGAUCAGUUUUUUCUGGAAGAUGCAAUUGCUGUGACAAGGUACGUGUUACAGGACGGGAGCCCGUAUAUGCGCUCCGCGAAGCAGAUGACGAAGGAGAAGCUGAGAGCAAGGCGCAGCAGAACUGCAUUUGAAGAAGUAGAGGAAGACCUGAGGCUCUCUCUCCACCUCCAGCCCCAGGAUUCUGUCAAAGAUGCAGUGCCAGACCAGCAGUUAGAUUUCAAGCAGCUCCUGGCCCGCUAUAAAGGGGUUAGCAAAUCAGUCAUCAAAACAAUGUCCAUCAUGGAUUUCGAAAAGGUUAAUCUUGAAUUAAUAGAGGCCUUGUUAGAGUGGAUUGUAGAUGGAAAGCACUCCUACCCUCCAGGUGCUAUACUUGUAUUUUUACCGGGACUAGCAGAAAUCAAAAUGCUGUAUGAACAGCUACAGUCUAAUUCUCUCUUCAACAACAGACGCAGUCAUCGAUGUGUGGUGCACCCACUUCAUUCAUCUUUAUCCAGUGAAGAGCAGCAGGCAGUGUUCGUAAAACCCCCUGCGGGUGUAACCAAGAUCAUCAUUUCCACCAACAUUGCAGAGACAUCCAUAACCAUCGACGAUGUUGUCUAUGUCAUCGAUUCCGGGAAAAUGAAAGAGAAGAGAUAUGAUGCCAGCAAAGGGAUGGAGAGCCUAGAAGAUACUUUCGUCUCUCAAGCCAAUGCUCUGCAGAGGAAAGGUCGAGCAGGCCGUGUUGCCUCUGGGGUCUGCUUCCACUUAUUCACCAGCCAUCACUUCAAUCACCAGCUAUUAAAGCAGCAGCUUCCAGAGAUUCAAAGAGUGCCGUUGGAGCAGCUGUGUCUGAGAAUUAAAAUUUUAGAGAUGUUUAGCACUCACAAUCUCCAGUCUGUGUUCUCUCGGCUCAUUGAGCCGCCGCACACUGACUCUCUCCGCGCCUCAAAAAUACGAUUACGAGACUUAGGAGCAUUAACUCCAGAUGAAAAGCUGACCCCCCUAGGGUAUCACUUGGCCUCUCUGCCCGUGGAUGUGAGAAUCGGCAAACUGAUGCUGUUUGGGUCUAUCUUCCGCUGUCUGGAUCCUGCCCUCACCAUUGCUGCCAGUUUGGCUUUUAAGUCUCCUUUUGUGUCUCCCUGGGAUAAAAAGGAGGAAGCUAACCAGAAAAAGCUAGAAUUUGCAUAUGCAAACAGUGACUAUCUGGCUCUUCUACGAGCAUAUAAGGGAUGGCAGCUAAGUACAAAAGAAGGAAUGCGUGCAAGUUACAAUUACUGCAGACAGAACUUCUUGUCUGGAAGAGUUCUUCAGGAAAUGGCCAGCCUCAAACGACAAUUCACUGAACUGUUAUCAGAUAUAGGCUUUGUAAAGGAGGGACUCAGAGCAAGGGAAAUUGAGAAAAGAGCCCAAGGAGGAGAUGGUAUCUUGGACGCCACAGGAGAAGAGGCAAACUCAAAUGCUGAGAACCCCAAGCUGAUAUCAGCAAUGCUGUGUGCUGCUCUUUAUCCAAAUGUAGUGCAGGUGAAAAGCCCAGAAGGGAAAUUUCAGAAGACCAGUACCGGAGCUGUCAGAAUGCAACCCAAAUCAGAGGAGUUGAAGUUUGUCACCAAGAACGAUGGCUAUGUGCACAUCCACCCUUCAUCAGUGAACUAUCAGGUCAGACACUUUGACAGCCCCUACCUGGUGUACCACGAAAAGAUCAAAACUAGUCGGGUGUUCAUUCGAGACUGCAGUGUGGUGUCCGUGUACCCACUGGUCCUGUUCGGGGGAGGCCAAGUGAGCGUGCAGCUUCAGAGAGGGGAGUUUAUUGUGUCCUUGGAUGACGGUUGGAUCCGUUUUGCGGCUGCUUCGCAUCAGGUGGCCGAAUUAGUAAAGGAACUCCGUUGUGAACUUGACCAGCUCCUCCAGGAUAAGAUAAAAAACCCAAGCAUAGAUCUGUGUACAUGUCCUCGAGGAUCCCGGAUCAUCAGCAUGAUUGUGAAACUUGUCACCACACAAUAAAGUCCAGUGUCAGGAG